Messenger RNA from Copidosoma floridanum, 7234 nucleotides. It is a transcript of the gene Mgtor, whose product is annotated as nuclear basket protein megator. The record is from RefSeq and is a predicted model, not a curated record. Gene Ontology annotation, cellular component: nuclear pore. Gene Ontology annotation, molecular function: structural constituent of nuclear pore. NCBI's taxonomy places the organism in Eukaryota, Metazoa, Arthropoda, Insecta, Hymenoptera, Encyrtidae. Gene Ontology annotation, biological process: mRNA export from nucleus; regulation of mitotic spindle assembly; protein import into nucleus.
AUGAGAUGUGAGAUUGUGAAUAUAUGAAGAAAUCUGUUCGGAUCGGAUUAGUGAUGGCAGUAAAAUUAUAACCUCUCUAAAAACAAUGGUCUAUUGCCAAUUCUGAAUCCUUUUAAUGUGACUCGGCUUCGUUGACAUCAAGUAUUGUAAUAUGGAAUCUAAUGAACAAUGUUGUUUCAAAAUGUUGCAAGAAUGCUUGUCAUCAAGUGAAAUCACUCAAAUAUCAGUUAGUACGUGUAAAAAGUUGAAUACAUAUUAUGGAAACAAAUUAGAUGAACUUUAUUCAUUAAAGGCCAUUAAUGAAAUCAAUCGCAAAAAUUCAGAUCAAAAAAUAAUCCAAUUAACUGAAGAGUUGCGUGUUCAAAAAGAAGAACUAAUCAAGUAUCAACAAAACUAUGAUUCAAGUGAAAAGUUUGCUAGUGAUAUACAGAACCAAUUGUCUGAAAGUAGAAAUGUGUUAUGCCAAUUACAGGACAAUAUUAAAAGGUUAGAGAAGGACAACCUUGAACUGCGAAGACAAAAAGACAGUACAAAUGAAGAAAACUAUUCCUUACACUUACAGGUACAACAAAAGAACUCGGAAUUAGAACGUCUGAAGACAGAAAUAACUGCUCUCAGUUCUCAACUUGAAAGUGCAAUAAUUGCCAAAUGUCAAGCACUAGCUAUUGCUGAAGAAGUAAAAAGCCAAGAAAUAUCUUUAGAUUUCAGGGAAAAACGUAUAGAACAAGAACGGAUUCUUUUUUCUCAACAAAUUUCUAGCCUUGAAGAAGAACUAACAAAAAAAACGAAUGAGUUGCACAAUGUAAGAUCGGAGUCAUCUUCUCGUGUACUGAUUUUUCAAACUAAGUUGAGUCAAUGUGAGGAAGAAUUGAAAAUAACUAUUGAAUCACUUGAACAGUUACGUGAAUGUAAUUCGUCAUUGCAAAGGCGUUCUGAGGAAUUAACUAAGAAACUUGACGAUCAAAGAAACCAUGAACUAUCAAUGCAUGCGUCAUACAGAGAAGAAGUAUCAGCUCAAACAAGAUUAGCUGAUCUCUACAAAGGAAUGAUGGAAGAGGCUGAAUCUAAAGCAAAUGAUUAUAGUAAUGCUGUUAAAGAAUUGAAAAAUCUGUUAGAUCACGCUACUGAAAAAUAUGGGAACUUGGAGUCGAAAUUCAGUCAAAAUAGCAUUGAUCACACUCAGGAAAUACUUCAUCAACAGAAAAUGAUUAAUGAGUUAUCAAAAGAACUGAACGAUGCUAAUAACUUGAUACAAAGUUUUAAACAAGAACGCCUUGAUCAGACAGUAGAGCAAUUAGCUCCUGCUGCCGCUGUUGCCAGUAAAAUUUUGAAGAAAGGCUUAAGCUUAACUCAAAUUUACACUAAGUUAGUAGAAGUGACUAAUGAUUUGCACUUGGAAAAAGAAGAAAAUGAAAAACUUAAAUCUCAAAUGGAAAUUAUUUUGAGAGAAUUAGAGGAAAAAGCUCCCGUUUUACAACAACAAAGAAAAGAUUAUGAAACUGCAGUGUCCAACAUUUCCACUCUUACUCUGCGAAUAGAUGAGUUACUAACAGAAAACAGUUUUCUGCAAGAAAAUAAAAAUGAAGCAAAACGAUUAGCUAAUCACAAUGCUAAGGAAAAUCAAAGAUUAAAGUCUGAGGUAGCUGAUCUUGCGAGGCAGGUAUGCUAUCUGCUAAAAGAAGUGCAAGAAAAUCGUACAGGCAUGACGCUUUCUGAAACAAAAGUUACUAUCGAAGCCAAUACUUUACCAUCUUCUCAAAUUAUUAGUAAAAAACUAGUAACUUUUAAAGACAUCGAAGAACUACAAGAAAAUAAUCAGAAAUUACUUGCGAUCGUUAGAACUUUAUCCUCAAGACAAGAAGAAAUUGAGAAAACAACAGAUCAAGUAAAUUCGGGAGAAUUAAAAAAAAAACUUGACAGAUACAUAGCUGAACUAUCAGAUAUGCAAAUAUCACAAGAUAGGCAAGCCAAAAUGUUGGAAAGCCUCAUUAAACAACGAGAUAUGUAUAAAAAUAUGUGUCAACAACACACAAAGUUAACAAUAGUAACGGAAGAUCAAGAAAAUUCCAAAUAUUCCAACACUUCAGAAAAACUGACGACUGUGAUUGAGCCUAAAAGCGUUGAUGAAAAUAAUAAAAUUGAUUAUGAAUCAAGUCAGUGGAAAAUUAAGUAUCAUGAAAUGGAAGAAAAACUUAAAUUAGUCAGUCAAGACCUUCAGAUUUACAAGAAAGAUAAAAUGGCUCAUGAGCGAAUGCUAAAUGAUGAAAUAGAAAGAUUACGUAUAGCAACUGAAAAAUGUUCAGCGGAUUGUUGCAGAUAUAGGGCUCAGCUAGAUUCAGCUAAUGAGAGAUUUAUUUUAUUACAAGAAAAUGUUACAACCUAUAAAAAUCAAAUCAAAGUUUUGGAAGAAAAAUGUAAUAACUACAGCACUACCAUUGGGAAACAUGAGCAAAGUUUGAUGCUAUUAAAAGAUGAAGCCCUUGCUGCUCAAAGUAAUUUAUCUAAGGCAGAAGUACAGUUAGAUAAUUUAACGCGUGAAAGACAAUUAUUACGUGACUCAGAAGGACGUCUAUUAAAGGAAAGAGAAGUUCUGAAACGUGAGCGUCAUACUCAUGCUCUAUUAAAGGCUGAUGUUGAAGUUAUCAAGGCAAGCUUAGAACGCGUGCAGGCAGAAAGUCAGUUACGUACAGAACAGCGGUUAGAUGAUGCCACUCGUGAAUGUGCUGCUCUAAGAAGAAGACUUCAGGAAGAACAAGAUCGUUUUAGAGAAGUGUCUCUCAGUGUAGAACAGCAGUUAACUAUGAUUAAAGAACAAUUAACUGAAGAAAAAAAUCUUACAAGAAGGAUUCAAAACGAGCUUGAUGCUUCAAGGUUGAAAGAGCAAGAUUACCUCAAGAAAAUUGAAGAUUUAAAUAGUCAACUUAAGCUUGCUAUAGCCGCAGUAAAGCCAGUUACAGGAGAAGACAAUUUAAGUAAAAAAUUAAAAGAACUCGAAAUGGAUUUAUCAAACAGUCAAGCAGAAAUAAAAUCUUUGUCUGAUCAGUUAAAAGCUGCAAGAUUUCAAGGACAACAGUAUUGCGAUAUAGCAGAAAGUUCUGAAAUGCAGCUUAGAGAAUCACUGAAUCAUUAUAACAUUAAAACAAAGGAGUUUGAAGAUAUUUUAAGUAAUAAUAAUAAAGAAUUAUGUAUUCUAAAAGAAAAAAACAAAGAAUUAGAAGAUAAACUUACCCAAACAUCUAGUAAUGAGACUACAAAUAAUUUAAAGUUAGAACAAAAAUUAUCUGAAGCAGAAGUAGAACUUGAAGAAUUUAUUCGAAUAAAGAAUGAACUAGAGCAACUUAAAACUGAGUUACAAAAUGCUUGUACUGCUGCAGCUUGUGCUGAAGAAAAAUAUGCAAGGGAAAUGGUUUUACAUUCAAAUGAUUUACAAGUUCUCACUAAGUUAAAAGAAGAAAAUCAAGUUGUCAUAAAUAAAAUAUCAAAACUUACCCAACAAAAAGAUUUAGCUGAAGAAACUUUGCUUGUUAAAAAAUCUUUCUGGCAAGAACAAGAAAAAAGUUUUAAAAAUGAAAUAAAUGAAUUGCAGAGCAGAGUGGAAGAUUUAAACAUGCAAAAUGAAAUUUUGCAUAGUCAAAUACAAGAAGUCAGUGAAAAAGCUGUCAUCAUGUCCAGUCAACAAGAUAAUAUAACUGAUCACACUGAUGGAAGAGAUCCUUCUGAAUCGCUAAACCGAAGUUUUAACAAUGAGAAUACUGGAUCAGUGGAACAAUUAUUAUUAAUAAUAAAGUAUUUACGGCGAGAAAAAGAUUUGACUGUUGCUAAACUUGAUGUUCUAAAGUCAGAGAACAUAAGACUUAAGUCUCAAGUUGAGCUCUCAAAUAAACGUUUUGAAGAAAUGAAAAUAUCUUUAGAUCGUGAACGUGAAAACAAUGAGAUAGGAGUUCUGACAGUUACAAAACAUUCUGAAUUAUUAAGAAAAGUGGAAACAUUGAAUGCUAUUACGGACUCAAAUAGAGUCCUUCGCGAGGAAAGAGAUGCUCUUAUGGAAAAAGUAAAAGUGAUCAGUGGUAAAUUAAAUGUAUUAACGGCUGAAGUAGUCCCGUUGCGUGAAAAAACUUGUAAUUUAGAAACAAAAGUUGAAACCUUGCAACAAGAAAAUAAUAGCUUAAAAAGUGAAGCUACAAGAUGGCGCCAAAGAGCAAAUGCUUUAGUUGAAAGAGCAAAUAAAGCUAGUCCUGAAGAUUGGCGUAGACUACAAACUGAAAGAGAAAAUUUAAGUAAACUUCUGACUUCGGAAAGAGAAACUUUUGCUAAGUGUAAUGAAGAAUUAAAUGUUAUAAAAAAUGAAAAAAUAAAAUUAGAAGAGCAUUUAAAACAAGUGGAAAAUCAAUUAGUAACAAAAGCAGCUCAAGUAACACAAAUGACAGAAGGUUCUAAAAAACUGAAUCAAGAUCUUAAUAAUUAUAUCAACGAACUUAAUGAAAAAGUAAAGGAAAUAUCAAUUCUUAAAAAAGAUUUAGCUACAAAAGAUGUGGUAUUGUCCGACUUGAAAAACAAAGAAAUUCAAAUACGUAAAAUUGCUAAGAAAUACAAAACACAAUAUGAAGAAUUGACAAAAACUGUGGAGGAAAAUAAAAAAACUACAGAAAAUACUCAGUCAAUUCAAACGUAUAAAAAAAACCCCACAAAUGAGGAAGAGCAGACUGGUUUUGAUCGAGAUGAAACAUUAACGAUGAAAUUAGAAGAAUUAAACCAACAAAUAUUAAUCACACAGUCUGAAUCUGAGAAUCUUAAAAAAGAAAUUGAAGUAAUUAAUAAAACUAGUCUCGAAAAAGAAGAACGUGCAAAGCUUGUUUUAAAAAAUGCGCGAACAAAAAUAAUGCAGCUUACUGAAUACAAAAAGCUUUGCGAAAAAGAGAUGCUCGAAUUAAAGGAAAAACUCGAUUUAAGUUCAAAUGAGAGUGAUUCAAACAAAAACGAAUAUGAAGCCAGACUUGCUGCAUUAAAAUCUCAAAUGGAAAGUCGCAUAUCACGUUUAGAACACGAACGUUUAGAUCUUCAGACUGAGAAAGAAGCUUUAUUGCAACGGAAUGUACAACUACAACGGCAAUUAUCUGGUCAGAAUAACAACAAUGCUGGAACAAAUGAACCUCCAACUGCUAAUAUAAAACCUAUGUCAGCACGUACAGAAACGCCUUUAGCAAGUAUUCGUCCAAUGAGUGUUGUCGUUCAAUCUCGCACAGCUGCCGUUUUACCUACGACAGCUGGAGCUCCUCUUCUUUUGGCAGCUCAACAGCAACAAAUUGUGCAUACUACUGAAACGAGCUCUCCUACAAGCUCUCAUACAGAUUAUCAACCAGCUAGUACAAGCAGACAACUUGCCGUUCCACCUCAGCUUAGCGAAUCUGCUGAAUCUACUCAACGAGAAGAAUCAGAAAUUAUUGAACCGAUAAACCCCCAACAGCAGCAACAGCAGUGUCCACAACAAACCAUUGCGUUAGUGAGUCCACGAGUAGAACAACAGCAGCAACAAUCACUGCAACCAACUUUAUCUUCUGAUCAACAGCAAACGGUUCCUAGUAGUUCUACGCAACCAGUCAGUACAUCACACACUCUAAUUGGCAAUAAACGAACACGAACAUUAGAAUCAUCUUCAACAGCAUUGACUUCAAAUGAAAAUGUAGAUGGUGCAAGGCAAGAACAGUCCUUAAGUCCAAAAUGUAAAAGAAGCAGACAACUUGAUUUAGCUUCUUCUACACCUGUCAGUGUAUCAGACAUCGAGUAUCAGGUACCGACAUCGAGCCAAAGAGAUCAAGAUGAAGAAGGUGAUGAUGCUUGUGUAAUUAUCGAUUGCGAUGAAGGGGAAACUCAUAAUCCUCAAGAUGAAGAAUUUGAAAAUGACGCUUAUGAAGAAAUCGAAGAAGAACUGCGUUACAACGUAGAAGUAGAGGGUGACAAUAACGAAGUUGAAAUAGUUAAUGAAGAAGAUUCACCAAAUGUCGAAGAAGUAAGACAAGUGCAAACGGGAGCUUCUAAUGAUCAUCAACAACAAUCUGAGGCAAUAAGUAGUGCAGGAAAUUCUGGGGAAACUCAGUUUUCAAUUAGAUCCUUAAGGGGGAUUGUUCCAGUAUCGAGACAGCAACCGCAACAGCAUUUGUUGUUGCCACAGCAAGCAUAUGAAGAAAUAGGCGAUGACUGUAUAGUCCCUAGUACACCAACUUUAUUCGUCCCUAGAAGAAGCGAUGGAUUUGGCGAGGCAAUUAAUUCUCCGCAGGUGCCUCAAAAUAGAUUUGUAUUCGGAGAAACAUCUAUUCCUGUCUCAUCUACUUUAACAUCAGCUCAUACAAGUACAUCAGCUAGUAAUGAAAGAGCGAUGUAUAAUCCAAGUACAUCAGGCUUAGCACAGGUAGUUCAAGAAGGAAUGGAUGACACAAGAGUGGACUUAACACAAAUGGAUGAAAUAAGCACUGAACAAAGUGCACCUACAAUUCCACAACAAAUCUCUCCGACUGAACAUUUAAUUUCGGUUACCAGUGGUUCUCUCCAUAAAAAAGACGAUGUCAUACAAGUUUCGAACGAGCCUUUAUCCAACACAUGUCAAACAAUUGAUAAAACGUCAUCAACCGUUCGUGUUGAAUCUAUUCAAGAACAAGAACAGGAACCCGCUGAUGUUGAUAAUUUAAAUAUUGGGUUGGCUUCUGAAGAAAGUAGCACAGUAGGUGAAGAAAAAUUAAGACAAGAAGUCAUAGUAUCAGUAGAUGAGGAAGACGAUGUCACAGAUAUAGAUACAGAUACUAUUCAAGAAACAACUGAAGAAGCAAUAAAUGAGGAUAAUACAAAAGAAACGAGUCAAGAAUCUGAAGCAUCGCCUUCUAGUAAUACUCGUCAAAGAACUGCAGCUUCUGUUGGUGGAAUAAUAUCGUCAGUGCGAGGAGCGACAGCUAGAAGGUCUACGAGAACUACUUUUCGUACAUCACGAGGCACACGACUUACCCCUAUUAUUUGGGAUAAUCAAACAUCUUCACGAGGACAGGGAAUAAUACGAAGUCAUACAGCUAGAGGUUCAACAAGUGACAGUAUACGAGUUCGAGGAGCCAGAGGCCGUAGAAUACGUUCAAAAUAUCCUUACAACUAUUAAUCUUCACUAGAAUACUUUAUACACACUAUUAUUUAUCUAAAAAUUUUCUUUAAGUUAUUGGAAAAGUUGAUUGUAAUAAAUAAUAAGAAAACAUGA